AUGUCGCUGUGGGGGCCGCGCAGUCCGGCGCAGCAACCCAAUUUCGCCACUCAGUUUGGGAUUGUUCAGGAGCCGUAUGCGCUGGCCAGUCCUUUGCUCGGGCCGUCCCCGCGCGUCGACGGCCAAACCCCGAACCCGGGGUACGAACCCGUGACGGCCGACGACGUGCGGCGUGACCUCCCAGUGCCAGCGGCGCUUCGUGACAGCAACGCGGUAACGAACAGCCGGUACGCUGCGGCGGAUGAGGCGUAUACCGCAUCACAAGUUCUUUUCCAGGCGGUGCAGAAAGCCGCGUCUCUACUCAUCGGGACCUUUCUCAUGCUGAUACUCCUCUUGUUCGCGAUCGCGUUUCUGUUUUACGGCUCCGAGCACAUGACCGACAAAGCCGUCGAUAGGCUCGGCGGCAGUGUCAGGGACGGGUUCGGGGGUCCAGGCGGCCCACCGGCGGUGUGAUAACAUUCUUGGUACAGCAGAAACAAGAUCAAGUGUCGUUAUUUUGUGGAAAACAGUUGUGUAGAGGCUGCCACGACACGAAUCUGGUGUUAAUGUCCGGAACAAUAGAUGCAGUUCUCAAGCGGCAUUUCUAAGGAAGAUGACGCCCCGGAUUGAUGUGUAGGAUAUGUUUGCUUCGCAUCGCACAGUUUUUCUCCUUUCGAAGAAGCGCGAAACAGAAAAUGAAGCUGUAGAUAGCCCCGGAAAAGUUGGAAGAUAAAGAACUAUUGCGAGAAGAAUUUUAUUUCCCUCCGAUGUACAAUGAGUAUUGAACACAGAUGAAGUCCAAUUCCAAAAGACGUGAUGAAGUGAUAGACAGUUGUCCCGACAAUGAU
Molecule: messenger RNA, 827 nt
Organism: Amoebophrya sp. A120
Lineage: Eukaryota; Dinophyceae; Syndiniales; Amoebophryaceae
Source: the annotation of a GenBank genome assembly